Cornus florida is the source of this 839-nucleotide messenger RNA. RefSeq lists its product as uncharacterized. The transcript is spliced from 6 exons. NCBI's taxonomy places the organism in Eukaryota, Viridiplantae, Streptophyta, Magnoliopsida, Cornales, Cornaceae. The record is from RefSeq and is a predicted model, not a curated record. Bases 198 to 473 code for a protein of 91 amino acids.
GACGCAGGUGCAAAUAAUGCCUUCCAAGUCGCAGCCUUCAAACAUUUAUCUUCUGCUUUGGUGAGACUGAAAAAAAAAAGACUCCAUCCUGGUGCCAUGAUCAAAUUGGAGAAUUGGCGUUGCUGAAUUUCACUUAGUGGAGACAUUUAUGUUCUUGUAUAUAAGCUACAGCUUUGAAAGAAAUCGACUCAAAAAGCAUGCCGUCCCUCCAAACAGCAUUGCCUCCUGAACUUGCCAACAAUGUGAUUAGGCUUUACCGUGAAUGCCUCCGAAGAGCUAAAUUUAUUGGCCAUCGGCAACAUAAUACAGAGCUCGUUGUUGAUAUGGUGAGGCAGCAGUUCAAAAGAAACAAGUAUGAGACAGACCCAGAGAAGAUUCAGAAGUUGAAGGAUGAUGCGGCAAGGGGACUCAUAAAUCACAUAUUAUAUGAGUCCGAGAAGAUGUCUGGACGUAAAUUCACCAAGAACUCUUGAUGAUUGCCUAAAUGGCGUGCAACUAAGAUUCCGCUGGCCGUAGUAGUUGAAUUUUGUCUGCUUGAGUAAUUAAUAAAGCUAGAGACUCGACGUUAGACUAUAAUGGUUUGUGAGAUUUGAAUGAUGGUUUUGUUGAAGCUGCUCCCUAAGCAUUGGAGAAUUCAUAUCUUAACAGGGAGAAAACCUAAAAUGGUUUAUGGAAGGCAUGGCAUUACCAUGUAGGAAAAUCUGCUAAAAUUAGUUUACUGCAUCAAUGUGAUUGUUUCUCCUUUACUUUUGCCUCCUGUGAUUCUACUCACAGCUGAUUUCAAUGAACACGCAUGCUACCAAUACAGAAGAAAAUCCGAAUGCAUUUUUGUUCUUUUA